AUGCUUCUGCUUAGCCUUACCUGGUAUGAGAUGAUUUCUGUUAGCCUGGCAAAUGGAGAACCAGCAAUAACUGCUUCUAUUAUGGCACCCAGUGAUCUGCACAUUGCUAAGCAUGACUUUGGAGUUAUUCUAUCCUGGAACAGUAACAUUACAGAAGAAAUGAAGACAUAUUAUGUGAAGUAUGUUUUGAUUUAUAAGUUCGAUACAGCUCAGGAAAAAAUAGAAAGACUUCAAGAAAAGGAAAAGAUGAUAAGACUUGGGUUACACUCUGGUUUCCAUGCUAAAGUUAAAACACAGCUUCUUUCAAAAGAAACAGAAGACCUUAUAAAGGAGAGUAACUGGACUGAAUUUACUUACAAGGCACCUCCAGUAUAUAUCCAAAAUUUCUCAUGCAUCAUAUAUAACAUUUCCAAUUUAAAUUGUACCUGGGACAUUAAAACAGAAGCUCCUGAGGAUGCUCAGUAUUUUCUUUCCUACAGGCACAGUAGAGAAGAGUUCCAAUGCCAACUAUAUUUAACAAAUGCAAAGAACAAAAACAUUGGAUGUCACAUGAAAGAAGUAUAUUUUAAUCACGCUAAUACUAAUAAAAUCAGAUUUAAUAUAACUGUAAAGGAACUAAGCAACAGUUCAGAAAACCAUUCCUAUUACAAAAAAUUUACACCUCAAAGACUAGAGAAACUGAACUCUCCAAUCAAUGUGUCUAUAUCACUUGAGAAGAGAAGCAUUAAAAUUAACUGGAAACCACCACCUACUAUUGGUUCAGCAAAAAAAAAUUGCUUUACAUACCAAGUGAAAAUUACAGAUCUAGAGCUCGUAGAUGUUUCUGAAGAGGAAUAUGUGCAUCCAAUUCAUGAUCCCGCAAAACAAUAUGUUAUUCAAGUCAGAGCAAAGAAAACAACAUGUAUACGUAACAAGAUUUGGAGUGAAUGGAGUGAACCAGUUUUUAUUAAUAAUGAAUAUAAGGAUAAUAAAAUGAACACCUGGAAGCUGCUCAUACCAAUUUUGUUUUCCUCCAUGAUCUUCACUGGAGGAUUGCUGAUAUUUCUUUAUAGAAGGUAUAAAUGCAUUGGUCCUAUACUCACACCUAUCCCACACCCUUCAGACAGAAUCAGAAUCUGGUUAGCUUCUGAUGCUGCUCCGUGUCAGCAGGAGUAUGGCCUGGUUCCCCAAAUUCCCGACAUGCUGGUUAUCAGCGAUCUGAGCACACCUGUCACAGAACUAAGUUUCAACACAAGUGAAGUGAACAUGCACUCCGAGAUCAUGUUGGUCCCUCUGGAAAAGAACCAACACAAGGGGAUUAACUAA
Emys orbicularis (European pond turtle) is the source of this 1305-nucleotide messenger RNA. RefSeq names its product interleukin-5 receptor subunit alpha-like. The record is from RefSeq and is a predicted model, not a curated record. Gene Ontology annotation, biological process: cytokine-mediated signaling pathway. Gene Ontology annotation, molecular function: cytokine receptor activity; protein binding. The coding region runs from base 1 to 1305 and encodes 434 amino acids. Gene Ontology annotation, cellular component: external side of plasma membrane. The transcript is spliced from 11 exons. NCBI's taxonomy places the organism in Eukaryota, Metazoa, Chordata, Testudines, Emydidae.